Molecule: messenger RNA, 782 nt
Organism: Gekko japonicus
Lineage: Eukaryota; Metazoa; Chordata; Lepidosauria; Squamata; Gekkonidae
Gene: UBE2B
Product: ubiquitin conjugating enzyme E2B
Exons: 6
Coding region: 124-582 (152 amino acids)
Biological process (GO): DNA repair; proteasome-mediated ubiquitin-dependent protein catabolic process; protein polyubiquitination
Cellular component (GO): HULC complex
Molecular function (GO): ubiquitin conjugating enzyme activity
Source: RefSeq, a predicted model, not a curated record
GUUGUUUGUGAAGCAGCAGAAGGAGGCGGCCGCCGCCGAGGAGGGAGACAGCUGUGUUUCCAGCCGUGCUGAGGCCUAUUUUGGGGAGAGGGAUUAUUUUGCUGUUCGGGGAGCGGGAGGAUCAUGUCCACUCCAGCCAGGCGGAGGCUAAUGAGAGAUUUCAAGAGAUUACAAGAAGAUCCUCCUGUGGGUGUCAGUGGCGCACCAUCCGAGAAUAAUAUAAUGCAGUGGAAUGCAGUCAUUUUUGGGCCAGAAGGUACUCCUUUUGAAGAUGGUACCUUUAAGUUAGUAAUAGAAUUUUCAGAAGAAUAUCCAAAUAAGCCUCCAACUGUUAGGUUUUUAUCGAAAAUGUUCCAUCCUAAUGUGUAUGCAGAUGGUAGCAUAUGUUUAGAUAUCCUUCAAAAUCGCUGGAGUCCAACAUAUGAUGUCUCAUCUAUUUUAACCUCAAUUCAGUCGCUGCUUGAUGAACCCAAUCCAAAUAGUCCUGCCAAUAGUCAGGCUGCACAACUUUAUCAGGAAAACAAACGAGAAUAUGAAAAAAGAGUUUCAGCUAUUGUUGAACAAAGUUGGAAUGAUUCAUAAGAAAUGACUUCCUUCAUUAACUUCAUCCACAUAAUCAUCAUGUACAAUUUAACUCGCGAUAGGAAAUGCUACCAGAAUUUCUCAAGUGCCACGUUUGACUUGCAUACAGAUGUGUUUGCAAAAAAGCCCUUCAGUUUCAAAACUCUAAACGCUUGUGUACCUUGAUUAAUGUACUUUUUAUUGCAUGUUAUGACUUAAGU